UCUCGUCUUCGUUCUUCCUAUGAGAUCUCUUCGCAUACUUCCAGUCCCGCUGUUAGCUCUGCUCUUUGCGCUUCCUGUCCUUUCAGAAUCUACCACCCCGAAUGACCCGUUCCGUCACGUCUUAGUCCAAGCCGAGAAAGGAACAGAGUCUCCAGUAUGCUGUCUCCGACCUCUGACCCCACUCGAGGAUACAGAAGAAGAGGUCGUACUCUCGUUUGAGGAGUGGAAGGCAAAACGGGUCACCGGCUUAGCCAAGGAUCGGCCGGCAGUACUCGCACCUCAAAGCUCUAAGUCCGUUUCCUCGCCUGGGGUAGCUGACGCCAUACCCGAGACACCACCCGCCGUGGACCAAGCAGGCGCAGGCGUUGGACCGAGUGCAGUCCCGCUCGACCAGGCCGAAGUCCCUGUGCCAGACGCGCCGUACUUCAAGAUCCCCACGACCGACCGCUUCAAUUAUGCAUCGUCGGACUGUUCUGCACGUGUGCACGCUGCUCAAAAUUCGGCCAAGUCAGCGUCCUCCAUCCUAUCGUCGAAGAAGGACCGGUACAUGCUAAGCCCAUGCACGGAGAAGAAUCAGUUCGUUGUCGUCGAACUCUGUGACGACAUCCGCAUCGACACUGUUCAGCUCGCGAACUAUGAGUUUUUCAGUGGAGUAUUUAAGGACUUCUCGGUAUAUGUCGCCAAGACGUACGACGCAGAAGCGUGGACGUUUGCCGGGACGUACAGAGCAAAGAAUAUCCGUGGUGUGCAGACAUUUCACCCACCAACAACUCUUUCGGACUUCUAUCGAUUCAUUCGUCUCGAAUUUCACUCGCACUACGGAAACGAAUACUACUGUCCAUUGUCCCUUCUCCGAGUUUACGGUUUGACGCACCUUGAACACUGGAAGUGGGAACAAUGGGAAGCUGAAAGUAGGACUCGUCGUGCGUUGGAGAUUGUGCCUGUCACGCAGCCGGAGAUCGUUGUUGACUCUGUGCCCACCUUGUCUGUGUCAUGGACCGACUUGCCAGAGCCGCCAAAGCACUACGACGCCAUCAUUCCCAAUGAGGUCACCUCUACCUCAGAAGAAGAGUCUGCAACUUCUAUGUCUGUUCAAUCUGCCAGUGAAUAUGUCGCGCGCGAACCGACACCCGAAACUGUCAUUACUUCGUCUCAAAUGGCCUCAGCUCAUGUUAUACCUGCUGGACACGUCGUCAGUGGCCCCGACACCUUUGCCCCACCAUCUACUCAAAAUGCGGCUCCAUCCGACAUUGUCUCGGAGGCGAUCCCGGAUGCCAAUAACGACGAUUCACGACAUCUUAAUACGGACGCAUCACUGUACACUACCAUCACAUCCUCGGAGGCUCGUCUCCCGAGUUCUGUAUCAUUAUUGGACUCAGCAUCUGCGCUCUCGCAUUCCUUAUCGUCCCUAUCCUCACAUCUCUUGCAAUCAGGGUCUUCUCAGUCUCUUUCAUCAGUUUCUACUACUAAUCAGUCCGCGCAAGCUGUACGUUCAUCUACUACAUCGACUACGCUCUCCACAGGCGUUCAAUCCGUCACGAUUGUUCCUCAUGCUCCUGCACCGGCUCCCGCUACCGGCGGCGAGUCCAUCUACCGCACCAUCAUGAAUCGCCUAAUCGCCCUCGAAAGUAAUAGUUCGUUGUACGCCAGAUUUGUCGAGGACCACGCAGCCAGCGUACGUGAGAUGCUCAGGCGGCUCAGUGAGGACGUCGGACGUCUCGAAGGCAUUGGCAAGGCGCAGGCACAGAUGUACGAACGCUCUGUCCAUCAGUUUGAAAGGCAGCAGCGAAGACUAGAAGCCGAGCACAACGAGUUGCUGUCUCGGGUUAGUCGUCUAACGGAAGAGGUUAUUCUCGAGAAGCGGCUGGGUAUUGCCCAAUUAUGCCUAUUGCUUGCGGUCCUCGUGUUCAUGGCAUUCACCCGGGGUUCAAGGAGCGAGCCGCUGCCUGGGCCCGCAGGUGCCGCCGGACGUGUGCAUUCCCGGACGCCGUCUGUCGUCGGCUGGGGGCAGCGCACGCUGAACAUCGGCGGAGACUGGGUCAACAAGCUGAGGCACAGGAGCCUGAGCCCCUCAUCCUCUAUUGCCCAAACUGAGAUUCCCGCUAAGCUGAGCCUUGACAUGAACGAUCUGACCGUCGGUAUCGAUUUCCCAUCUCAGGGCGUGCAGGCCGGCGACACAUUCCCGCGGAGCAAGCGUGCACACCCUAUCACAGGCGGUCACCGUAGAGUCGGGUCGACAGGCCGUUCACGAACGCCGCAGUCCGCACGCGCAUUCCGGCACAGCAGCCCGUCGCACCCCGCGACACCAAUGACGACGAGCUCUGUCGCAGCUAUUCCACGCAUUGACCCGCGCCCGCAGAUACAGCGCGUGCACUCGAGCGCAAUGUCGCAAAGCUUCAGUAUGGGCGUGAUUGGACCUGUCCCAAAAUCGGCGCGCCGCUGGGCACGCACGGCGCACCUGCACGAGGUCAAGAGCAGCGUGCCGCUGGGCACGAGCGGGAGCGAGGGCGGACGAUCGAGGCAGCCGUCAGUGUCGGGGGACGGGGACGAGGGCGUGCGACCAGGGCCGGUGCAUAGUCAAUCUGAAGCUACGUUUGGUUCAAGCGCAAGGCCGCCAAUGUCUCAAGCCGCGCAAUCCGCAUUCGAGCUCGAGAGGCCAACUGGUGGUACAGGAUUGGGCCUGGCUGAGUUGGACGAAGGCGAUGGAUGGGUAGAUACGGACGCCGAGUCGGAUGCUGAGCAUAUAAGGAGCUAGUGCUAGGUUGAGGUUGAUCUAGCUCGUUCUGUGAUCUUUGGCUAUCGUGUCGGACGUCUGCGAUUUCCAAUAGACCAGUACAGCCAGUUGCAAAACG
Molecule: messenger RNA, 2852 nt
Organism: Phanerochaete carnosa HHB-10118-sp
Lineage: Eukaryota; Fungi; Basidiomycota; Agaricomycetes; Polyporales; Phanerochaetaceae
Exons: 5
Coding region: 20-2755 (911 amino acids)
Biological process (GO): protein folding in endoplasmic reticulum
Cellular component (GO): membrane; cytoplasm
Source: RefSeq, a predicted model, not a curated record